AAAUGCCAGCGUAAACAAAAGUUUGUUGCGGUAUUCGCUGAUAAACAAGGUGACUGAACUAACUUUAUCACAAGCUUAAAUCAUCCUUGAUUACCAUUCCAUCGAUGACACAAGUUCUUAUGACUUUUCCAUCACAACUAUAAUCAGCGCGCUGCUGGAACACCAGUCUCCAAUUUUAAUUUCCUCCAUACCACCAUGGCAUUCCAGCGCCUGCUCGUCUGCGCGUUUCUCGCCUGUCUUUUGGCCAUCACCGCGUAUUCUCGCGAUCGUCUGGCGGCCUCGCGACGCACCGAUCCACCCCCGUACAAAGAACUGUACUUCGAUCAGGUGCUGGACCAUUUUAACUACAACGCCUUCGACGUGCAGACCUUCAAGCAGCGCUACCUGAUCUGCUCCAAAUUCUGGAAUCCCAAUACGGGACCGAUUUUCUUCUACACGGGCAAUGAGGGUCCCAUCACGUCCUUCUACGCCAACACCGGGUUCAUGUUCGAUAUUGCGCCGCAGUUUGAGGCGCUCAUCGUGUUCGCCGAGCAUCGGUUCUACGGGAAGUCGCUGCCUGCGGGGCCGUCCAAGAGUUUCCAGAAUCCCUACAUCGGGCUGUUGACGGUGGAACAAGCGUUGGCCGAUUACGCCGUCCUCAUGGAUGCUGUCACCGCACAGCUGAACGCGACAAAUACUCCCAUCAUUGCCUUCGGCGGAAGUUACGGCGGCAUUCUGAGCUCGUACAUGCGCCAGAAAUAUCCCAAUAUCAUCGACGGAGCGCUGGCGGCCAGUGCGCCGGUAUUUGGGAUUGCCGAUAUCGGCGACAAUCGGACGUUCUUCGAGGAUGUCACCAAAUAUUUUUCCGCUGUUCCCGGGUGUGGCGAUCGUGUGCGCGAAGCCUUCACCGCCAUGGACACCCUCUCUGGACAGGGCCCCGACGGCUACCGUAACCUUAGCAUCACCUUCAACCUGUGCGAUCCGCUGAACCCGAACGGUGGCUACAAGCAGUUGGUGGGAUGGGUGCGGAAUGCCUUCGCUUCCAUGGCCAUGGUCAACUAUCCCUACCCGGCACAGUUCCUGGCGCCGCUGCCCGCUUGGCCGGUCAAUGCUUCCUGUCAGUACAUCACCGGGAAUCCCAAGGGAGCGCUCGCCGGGCUGGCGCAGGCGGCCAAUUUGUUUUAUUCCACCAGUGAAAAAUGCCACGAUAUCUGGGCGGAAUUUGACGACUGCGCCGAUCCCACCGGCUGCGGCACCGGCACGGACGCCACUGCCUGGGACUACCAGGCCUGCACCCAGAUGACCUUAUCCGGUGGCACCUACGGCGGCCAGGAAGACUUCUUCCCCUAUCUACCCUGGACGAAGGAUCUCCGUGCCGCCUACUGCCAGAAACACUACGCUGUCGUGCCGCGCGAUUCCGCUCUGCGCAUUGAAUACGGCGCGCAACGCCUGUCCGCCGCCUCCAACAUCAUCUUUUCCAACGGCCUGCUGGAUCCUUGGCACCGCGGCGGCGUGCUGCAGAAUGUGUCGGAGACAGUGGUGGCCGUGCUGGUGGCGGAGGGAGCGCAUCAUCUGGAUCUGCGGGCGGCGGAUAGUCGGGAUCCACCCAGUGUCAUUGCGGCGCGGCAGCAGGAGGUGGAGCUGAUUAAGCGGUUUGUCAAGGAUGGUGGAAGCGGCGCAAUGCGGUGUAGGAUUGUGAUUUUUUAUUGUGAUCAAACCGGUGUCUCCUUGGUUCAGACUACCCUUUUAUUUUUCUAUCAGAUGAAAUUUUGUAUUUCCUGUUUUUUUGUUUAUUUUUAAUACUUGGACUUGAUGAUUAAAAGAGCGCUGCGA
Paramacrobiotus metropolitanus is the source of this 1812-nucleotide messenger RNA. RefSeq names its product dipeptidyl peptidase 2-like. The transcript is spliced from 4 exons. The record is from RefSeq and is a predicted model, not a curated record. The coding region runs from base 196 to 1779 and encodes 527 amino acids. Gene Ontology annotation, biological process: proteolysis. NCBI's taxonomy places the organism in Eukaryota, Metazoa, Tardigrada, Eutardigrada, Parachela, Macrobiotidae. Gene Ontology annotation, molecular function: dipeptidyl-peptidase activity; serine-type exopeptidase activity.